GGCCAUGUCUGUAUGUUGCCUGUUGCUGUAUGUACAAUAGAUCCAUGUGUAUCUACCACUGGACUCCGUACAGCUACAGUUUGCACGUUGUUUAUAAAUAUUAAUGAAUAUAGGCAUUGGAAUUUGGCUUAAAAGUCUGACUUACGUUUAUGGGAGCUCGUGUUUUUCGUUAACAGAUGUUAUUUUUUAUCUGAAUAGUCCUGCGCCGUGUUAGCUUCCGUGGUUCAGCUGAUGCUAGAUGCUAGCUUGCAGCCAUUAGCUCUGAUGUCUUAGCGUGGCAUGUUUAAAAUCCGACCACUGUUGAGUGCCUUAGUGAACAGCAGAGUGACGUCAGAGAGAAACGGUGGCCUUUGUAAGUUAUUUUGCAUGAUGAGUGAAGGAUCCAGAGAUGAGCAGACAGCCAAGCAGCUGAAAAGAGCCAAUGAGGAAAAUAAAGCUGAGGAUGUACAGGCUACAAAAAAGCUAAAAACAGAGGGGGAAAACAUUGAAGAUGAAAAGAGAUUUCCCAAAAAGAAAGUGGUCCUCCUCCUGGCAUACUCCGGAAAGGGAUACUAUGGCAUGCAGAGAAAUCCUGGGACCUCUCAGUAUAGGACAAUUGAAGAUGAAUUAGUCACUGCACUUGUUAAAUCAGGUUGCAUUCCUGAAAACCACAGUGACGAAAUGAGGAAGAUGUCUUUCCAACGAUGUGCCAGAACAGAUAAGGGUGUGUCUGCAGCUGGCCAAGUGGUGUCUCUGAAGCUGCGGUUGAUGGAAGACAUCCCUAAAAAAAUCAAUGAGCAUCUGCCACCACAGAUCAGAGUGCUCGGUUCAAAGCGAGUAACCCAGGGUUUCAAUUCCAAAACAAACUGUAACGGUCGUACAUACACCUAUAUGCUUCCCACAGUUGCCUUCGCCCCAAAAGACUAUGAUACUGGGAAUAUAGCAUCCUUUCGCCUUGAGCCAGAGACACUUGAGAGGGUAAACCGUCUAUUUGCUCUCUACAAAGGCACCCAUAACUUCCACAACUUCACCUCUCAGAAGGGUCCGAAUGACCCCAGUGCCCGCCGCUACAUCACAGAGAUGUCCUGUGGAGAGCCUUUUAUCAACAGCAAUAUUCAGUUCGCAGUGAUUACCGUCCGAGGUCAGAGCUUUAUGAUGCACCAAAUCCGCAAGAUGAUCGGCCUAGUGCUUGCGGUUGUAAAGGGCUAUGCGAAGGAGGAGGUGAUGGAGCGAAGCUGGGGACGGGAUAAGGUGGAUGUGCCCAAAGCUCCAGGCCUGGGGCUGGUGCUGGAGAAGGUCCACUUUGACCGGUACAACAAACGAUUCGGAGGGGACGGGCUGCACGAGCGGCUGGAGUGGGACCGUGAGGAGGAGGCGAUCAAGACCUUCAAGGAGGCUUACAUCUACCCCACCAUUGUUGAGACGGAGUGUAAGGAGGGCUCCAUGGUCAGCUGGAUGUCUACGCUUCCUAUCCAUGACUUUGAAGCUACAGCCUCAGCUACUGACACACGAGGCAAUAAAGACCAGAAACAGGACAAUGCAAAUGGUGGUGAUGACUCUGAUUAGGUCAUCCCGGCUGCUGAAAGAGGAGACGCUCUCUCAUCAAAACAUUCUUCUUUGUUUAUUGACAACAAGCUUUCUUUUAAAUAUAUCUUCCAAGAUUGACUUUUUUUCUGCUUCUCUUAUACAAGUGUUAUUAAACAAACAACAAGAUAAUAAAACCUCUGUGUUCUUCAUUGUACCCUUAA
Plectropomus leopardus (leopard coralgrouper) is the source of this 1727-nucleotide messenger RNA. It is a transcript of the gene pus1, whose product is annotated as pseudouridine synthase 1. The record is from RefSeq and is a predicted model, not a curated record. Gene Ontology annotation, cellular component: nucleus. Gene Ontology annotation, molecular function: pseudouridine synthase activity; RNA binding. Lineage: Eukaryota; Metazoa; Chordata; Actinopteri; Perciformes; Serranidae. Gene Ontology annotation, biological process: tRNA pseudouridine synthesis; mRNA pseudouridine synthesis.